UUUGAUCAGAGUUAUUUCUGCUGCAGACACAUCCUCACCUGACUGGAGAGCUUUGAGAAAGGUCUCAAGACAAUGAUGGACAUGACUGCUACACCUUCCAUUGACACCAAUGUAUGUGAAGAAAAUGGCUCUUUUAAUAACACCUAUGCUGGUCUGAAAAAGUCUCUCAACAUCAUGUCUGUCGUUAUCUACUCCCUGGAUUUCAUUCUGGGAGUGCUCGGAAAUGGAGUGGUUAUCUGGGUGACUGGGUUCAAGAUGAAGAAAAAAGUGAACACAGUUUGGAUCCUCAACCUUGCCGUGGCUGACUUCCUCUUCACAGCUUUCCUUCCUUUUAAUGUGAUAUACACAGCUUUCGGUUUCCACUGGCCUUUCGGCAAGUUCAUGUGCAAACUGGACAACACAGUAAGGUUUCUGAACAUGUUUGUCAGCGUCUACAUUCUGGUAGUGAUCAGCAUGGACAGAUAUGUGUCUGUGGUGUGGCCUGUCUGGGCCCAGAACCACCGAAGUGUAUGCAAGGCGUCCUGUGUGAGUCUGGGUGUUUGGGUACUGGGUCUGAUACUCAGCCUUCCAUCUUUCAUUUUCAGGGACAUUGUGCGAUCAUGUGAUGGAAAAGAAAUCAUCAUCAUCUGCUACGACAACUAUGCCUUUUCUGAUGACUUCGAUACACCAUCUGUGAAUCAGUUACGACUGCUUCGUUUUAAGGCCAUGACCAUCAUCCACUUCCUUCUGGGUUUUGCUGUCCCCUUCACUGUCAUUGUCUCCUGUUAUGCUGUGAUAAUCCAUCGUCUCAGGAGGAACCGCACCAGGGCCAGCCGCUCAAGUCGCCCCUUUAAGAUCAUCGCUGCCGUUAUCACUGUUUUUUUCCUGUGCUGGGCUCCCUUUUACAUCAUGACUCUAAUUGAGUUGUGGUAUCACAUUGGUAAUAUGUCAAGUGGAGUAUUAGAACUUGUCGUCACUAUCGGGGUCCCUUUAGCCACCAGCCUGGCCUAUCUUAACAGUUGCCUGAAUCCACUGCUAUAUGUCUUCAUGGGCCAAGAUUUCAAGGAUAAAGUUCGCAAAUCCAUCCUGAAUGUAUUUGAGACUGCUUUCCGGGAGGAGGUUUCCCACUCGCACACUGACACAAAGUCAGUGGACACCAGUCGGAGACUUGACGAGUCAGUUCUUAAUACUCAAGUAUAAGGUUGUGACAUGAAU
Messenger RNA from Thunnus maccoyii (southern bluefin tuna), 1194 nucleotides. Its product is annotated as chemokine-like receptor 1. The transcript is spliced from 2 exons. The record is from RefSeq and is a predicted model, not a curated record. Gene Ontology annotation, cellular component: plasma membrane. Gene Ontology annotation, molecular function: complement receptor activity; G protein-coupled receptor activity. Gene Ontology annotation, biological process: positive regulation of cytosolic calcium ion concentration; complement receptor mediated signaling pathway; phospholipase C-activating G protein-coupled receptor signaling pathway. The coding region runs from base 73 to 1179 and encodes 368 amino acids. NCBI's taxonomy places the organism in Eukaryota, Metazoa, Chordata, Actinopteri, Scombriformes, Scombridae.